Babjeviella inositovora NRRL Y-12698 is the source of this 1874-nucleotide messenger RNA. It is a transcript of the gene MET1, whose product is annotated as uroporphyrinogen-III C-methyltransferase. Lineage: Eukaryota; Fungi; Ascomycota; Pichiomycetes; Serinales. Bases 168 to 1826 code for a protein of 552 amino acids. The record is from RefSeq and is a predicted model, not a curated record. The transcript has a single exon. Gene Ontology annotation, biological process: sulfate assimilation; siroheme biosynthetic process. Gene Ontology annotation, molecular function: uroporphyrin-III C-methyltransferase activity.
AGAUACUUAUAUAUGGUAUGCAUCGUACACAAAGAUUCUGACUAUUGAUUUUUUUUUCUCCUCCCCCAAGCAUUACGUUAUACCUUUGGUCAUAGAGUUACCCCUAACGGCUUUACUGAAACCACAUUACGCUAUUAGCAAAGAAUCACAUCUGCACAUUCCGUCUAAUGUCCAACAUCUUAGCAUCCUGGCACUGCCAGAACGAAACCCACUUGGUUGUGGGGAUUUCCAACCUCACCGCUACGCGAGCCCAGAGCAUUCUCAAUUCGGGAGCCACCGCGGUCAUAGUAUCCAACGACCCGUCGCGUACCUUCGAAACCUUGCCUCUUUCCCUCCAGACACUCCUCAGCGACCCUCAACUUCGGUAUGUGAACAAGGCGUUUGAAAUCGCUGAUUUAACAACUCUUGGCCGCGUGGAAGUGGCGCACGUGGUGGACAAAGUGUUUGUCGUCUUAUCGAACGUGCCGGUGGAAAAUAAAGCGUUGAAGCAGUUGGUAUACCAGACGUGUUGCCGAUUGCGAAUUCCCAUCAACACUGCAGACAGCUCUGAACUCUGCUCCUUUACGCUUCUUUCGUCGUACAAGAACGGUGAUUUCCAGAUGGGGGUCACCACAUCCGGUAAAGGCUGUCGCUUGGCCAACCGCAUCAAGCGCGAGUUGAUCAACGCGUUGCCAGGAAACAUUGGCGAUAUCUGCAAUAAGGUUGGAGAGUUGAGGGUGAGUAUUCAACAGGAGGACGCCCGGUCGUUGGAUCUCUUGAAAAAGCAGUACGAGCAGGAUGUAGGCGAGAACGACGACGAUGCGGUGCAAACCAGCCGGUUCAACACGUUCAUCAGCGAAUUUACCAUGUCGGAGAAUGACAGAAGGUUGAGCAGAUCCAGAUGGUUGGCCCAGGUUGUGGAGUACUAUCCGUUGAAGCAGUUGAGUGAAUUGUCGAUUGAGUAUCUCACGGGGGUGUAUCAGAAGACCACCCCGACUGAGGGUGGAGUAUUUGCCCAAACCACUUCGCAAGUUAAAUCUUCCUCUGGUUCCAUCUCCCUUAUUGGCGCUGGACCUGGGUCUCUUUCACUUCUCACACUCGGUGCCUUGAACGCCAUUCACACGGCAGAUCUUGUGCUCGCAGACAAGCUUGUGCCUCAGCAGGUGCUCGACCUCAUUCCGCGCCACACCGAAACCUUCAUUGCCCGUAAGUUCCCCGGUAACGCAGAAGCAGCGCAAAACGAAUUGCUCGAAUUGGGUCUUUCCGCUGCCAAAGCCGGAAAAGCCGUGGUGCGUUUAAAGCAGGGCGAUCCGUAUAUUUUUGGCCGCGGCGGAGAGGAAUACCUCUACUUCCAGCAGAAUGGGUUCACGCCGCAAGUUCUCGCGGGGAUUUCCUCUGCGUUGUCUGCCCAGACGGUUGCUAACAUUCCCGCAACCCAGCGGGACGUAGCUGAUCAGGUUUUGAUAUGCACCGGGACUGGAAGACGCGGAGCCUUGCCAGUUUUGCCCGAUUUUGUGGACACCCGCACCACCGUGUUCCUUAUGUCGUUACAUCGCAUUGUGGAGCUCAUUCCGCAGUUGAUCGACCAGUCGCAUUGGCCAGCUGAUGUUCCUGCUGCAAUCAUCGAGCGUGCCUCUUGUCCUGACCAGCGGGUCACUCGUACCACCUUAAGCGAAGUUGCCAACGCUGUGGAAGCCAUCGGAUCCCGGCCACCAGGUUUGUUGGUGGUGGGGUAUGCGUGUGAAGUAUUGGAGAAGUUGGGCGAGGGCGAGAGGUGGAGAGUUGAUGAGGGCUACGAAGAUGGGUUUGAAAGUGGGAUCCUCGACUUUGUGGGGGGGAUUAAAUAAAGAAUAGGAGAUGCCACAAUAGGCCUGCAUUGGGCUUAGGUAUUUAAU